Molecule: messenger RNA, 837 nt
Organism: Vigna radiata var. radiata (mung bean)
Lineage: Eukaryota; Viridiplantae; Streptophyta; Magnoliopsida; Fabales; Fabaceae
Exons: 2
Coding region: 1-837 (278 amino acids)
Source: RefSeq, a predicted model, not a curated record
AUGGAUAGUAAGGCCAUAUUCUUGAUGUAUCAAUGUGUUAGUCAGAAGAUUUUCAACAAAAUCUCAAAUGUUGGUACUACAAAGGAGAUUUGGAGCAUUCUUGUGAAGACCUAUGGUGAUGGAGACAGAAAUGCAAAGGUGAAACUACAGGCAUUGAGGCAGUUUGAAACUCUGAUCAUGGAGGAGAGUGAAACCGUGGCUGAGUACUUUGACAAGGUACAUGAAUUAGUGAAUAAAAUGAGGGCUUGUGGUGAUAAGAUGACAGAUGAGUAUAUUGUAGACAAAAUUCUAAGGACUCUAACCCCAAGAUUUGACUAUGUGGUGGUUGCCAUUGAAGAAACUCAAAGGAAGGAGGAUAUUGAUAGUGAGGAACUGCUGCACUCAUUAGAAGCCCAUGAGUUACACCUCAAUGAGCGCAGACAGUGUCAGGAGCAGACCCUGCAGUGCCAGAAACUGGGUCAUUAUGCCAAAGAGUGUUGGAAAGGUGAAGGGGCUAAGAAUAAACCUAAGAAAAGGGCUAAUUUGGCCCAAGAAGAAGAAUCAAAUUUAGAGGCAGUAAUUUUUAUGGCCUAUGAUGAUGAGAAACAACCAGAAAGCAUUGUUUGGUACCUUGACUCUAAUUGUUCCACUCACAUGACCGGGAGAAAAGAUUGGUUUGUGAGAAUGCAGGGAGUAGAACAUGGGAAGAUCAUAUUUGCUGAUAAUAGCAGUUUGGAGGCAGAGGGUUCUGGCAGAGUAGUGUUGAGAGGAGAAGAUGGCAGAGAAGUGGUCAUUGAAGAGGUACUGUAUGUACCUGGGUUGAAGACUAAUUUACUUAGUCCUGGACAUUUGCUUUAG